Pungitius pungitius (ninespine stickleback) is the source of this 2839-nucleotide messenger RNA. RefSeq names its product transmembrane protein 184C (gene tmem184c). The record is from RefSeq and is a predicted model, not a curated record. Bases 423 to 1781 code for a protein of 452 amino acids. Gene Ontology annotation, cellular component: membrane. Gene Ontology annotation, biological process: transport. Gene Ontology annotation, molecular function: transporter activity. Lineage: Eukaryota; Metazoa; Chordata; Actinopteri; Perciformes; Gasterosteidae. The transcript has 10 exons.
AACCAGGAAGUACACACUCCACAGCGAUUACUUUUUUUGGAAACUUUUACGAUCGUAAACCUUCAAAAAUACUGUUAUGUGUCGUUUCAUCUAAAGAGGUGGAAGAUUUAUAUGAGGGGAGUUUUCCUUCAUUGAAGUAGACAUUUAUUUACUUCCGAUGGUUUAGACAGGAAUAUCUGCUUCGUUUGUUUACAUGGGGAACAAAAACCGAGUAGCUAACAUUAGCCACCUAGCUUCAUUAAAUCGAGUCAUAUGAGCUCGUAAUUUUCCAGCGGCUACUUCCCCAGGGAUGUAACUUGGCGUUAGAGAAGGAGACAACGCGGCCGUCCACUGGACACGGUCUGUCCCGGGUCAUUUAAACAAUGCGGAGCUAACGUUAAAGGUCAUCUCUCGUGGUCACCGGAACCUGCGGCUAGUUCACGAUGCCUUGCUCCUGUGGGAACUGGAGACGAUGGAUCCGGCCGCUGGUCGUCGUGCUUUAUAUUUUGUUGCUGCUAGUCGUUCUGCCUCUGUGCAUAUGGGACAUGCAAAAGUCAGGGGUUGGCAUUCAUAAUAAAGCAUGGUUCAUCGCUGGGAUAUUUGUGUUCAUGACCAUGCCCAUAUCGUUAUGGGGCAUCCUGCAGCACCUGGUUCACUACACUCAGCCAGAGCUUCAGAAGCCCAUCAUCAGGAUAUUAUGGAUGGUCCCAAUCUACAGCUUGGACAGUUGGAUUGCGUUAAAAUACCCACGGAUAGCCAUUUACGUGGACACAUGCAGAGAGUGCUACGAGGCCUAUGUCAUCUACAACUUCAUGACCUUCUUGCUGAACUACCUGGAGAAUCAGUACCCCAGCUUGGUGUCGAUGCUGGAGUCCCAGGAGCAGCAGAGACAUCUGCCCCCUCUUUGCUGCUGCCCGCCCUGGCCCAUGGGAGAGGUUUUGCUGCUGAGAUGCAAACUGGGAGUGUUGCAGUACACCGUUGUUCGACCCGUCACAACAGUGAUCGCUCUGAUCUGUCAGCUUUGUGGAGUCUACGAUGAAGGCAAUUUCAGUUCAACAAAUGCAUGGACGUACCUGGUCAUCUUCAACAAUAUUUCACAGCUGUUUGCCAUGUACUGCCUGGUGCUGUUCUACAGGGCGCUGAGGGAGGAGCUGAGUCCGAUCAAGCCAGUGGGCAAAUUCCUGUGCGUCAAAAUGGUGGUGUUCGUCUCGUUCUGGCAAGCUGCGUUCAUUGCGCUGCUGGUGAAAGCGGGCGUUAUCUCGGAGGAGCGGACGUGGGAGUGGGAGAGUGUGGAGGCCGUGGCCACUGGCUUGCAGGAUUUCAUCAUCUGCGUGGAGAUGUUCCUGGCAGCCAUUGCUCAUCACUUCAGCUUCACCUACAAGCCUUACAUCCAGGAGGCCGAGGAGGGUUCCUGCUUCGACUCGUUCAUGGCGAUGUGGGACGUCUCUGAUGUCAGAGCGGACAUCUCCGAACAAGUCCGCAAUGUUGGGAGAACAGUUAUGGGUCGGCCAAGGAAGUCCUACUUCGGGGAGGAUCCGGGCGAUGGGGAGCGAUCUGGCCUGCUCUCUUCGGGCUCCCAGGACGUCGUCACCGAGGCGGUGUCCAACCCCGUGUCCCCCAACGGUCAAUACCAGGGCCUGGGCAGGACCCUCCCGCCGCACUCUGCGUCGGCGCCGGCCGGGCUCGGCUCGGCCCCGUGGGACGAGGGGUACGAGGCUGGACUGGAGGAGACCCCGGAGGAGGAGGAAAGGACCAGCCAAAGCGAAGAACCGACGGAAGCAGACCUCAUCGUGAUCACCUAGCGUACCGGUGGGGUACCCGGGUACAGCCUCGCCAGAUGGACCUCUCUGACAGCUCCAGGAAUGUUCAGUGGAGUGAUGGCACUCAAUGACUGAAAGAUGUUGCCGAUUCUGUUCCACUAGCGCGCUACGUGGCUCAGGAGGCUAUGAAGGAUGGUUUUUAAUUCAUUACAGUUGGGAAAGACUUAACGUCCCAAAAAGCACACUAAUUGUGUCCCUUGAGAUGAGACGCAUCCACCAGUGUGUCUUUUACAAAUCGGAAAUGAUUACACAUUUGUGUCGUCUCGGGUCAUAUCGUGAUCUCUGAUGAGACAGUUGAAUGAAAGCCAAAUGUGCAACUUUACAAACGCAAAGGAUUUCUUCACUAUAUCUUAAACUAAAGUGAUUUCAGAAGAACAUCAAUUGAAAUGAGCCAUUGUAAAAUUACGAUAUGAGCGCACAUUAGAUGUCUAGAAUAAUCUUUUUCUUUUUGUCUCAGGUGGGGGGGGCGGGAUGAAGAGAUGAAUUUAGGAACGCAAGGUUUAAAUUAAACUGUUUGAUCCGUAUGUUAGAGCUAAGCCUGCUGAAUGAGGUGUCUAUACAGUGUGACGUUGCUACAGAAUCAAUAUUGAUACGAUGUAAUUAAAAACAGAAUUCAGUCAGUUACAACCGGGCACAUUAAUAGAUUUCAAACAUCGCUUUAUUUAAGCGUUUCAUAAAAAUGCUUUAUGUGCCAUGGAAUUAGUCUGUCCACUACAUCCACUUAAAUGCUUUAAUCAGUAAUAUUUUGCUGAGGUUUAUCACCUUUAUUUUGAAGUUAUUGCAACGUCAUGUUCUUUUCUCCCUAGCUUUGUUUUUCAUUGUGAUUUACAUGGAUUUGUGCAGGUUUGACAUUUUUAUGUAAAGGGACAUCAGUUUCUGUUAAACAAAACAAUCAAAAGCAUAAUCUUUAUUGUCCAACUAGAAAAUGCCUUACGUGCUUUUAUUCUUUUAAUAAAACUGAUGUUACUACAUUAGAUGGUUCAACAAAUUAUUUUAACUCUGUUUCAAAGGUCUCAAUAAAUCUGAGUAACUACAUUAAA